AAGCAAUAAAGUCGAGGAAACGGUGCAAACACUUUGAAACAAAUCAUUUGCUGUUAAGAUAGAGAAGUGAUAUUUAGAUAUCUUGAGUAAAAAUUUUUUGAAAAUUUUAAUCGACUCAUCAAAAUCGGAUAUUAAAAUGCAAAUUAUUAUACAAUUUUGUUUGGUUGUUCUAUUGGGAACAGUAGUCAAUUCGUGGCCCAGUGGUGCCCCAGAGUCGGUAUGCAAUACAUUGACUCCAAAACACGGCGAAAGUCAGGCGCGAGGGGCCGAGUCUUCGCCCUAUAAUUUGGUUCAAUCACAUCAAGACUAUGUCGCCAGAGAUCGUAUCAAAGUAACACUGUCAGCACCACAGGGACAGUCAUUCAGAGGACUUAUAGUUCAAGCUUAUGAUCCGCACACAGGAGCCGCAAUCGGUAAGUUUGAGGCCGGAAAAGGAUUGAAAGCUAUUGACUCGUGCGCUGCCGUCACUCAUACAGACAGAAGAGGUAAACGGUCGGCAACAUUGGUUUGGACGGCACCUGAAUCUGGUAGAGGCGGUAACGUUGCUUUUAGAGGAACUGCUGUUCAAAGUUUCAGUGAUUUCUAUACUAACCUACACUCUAGUGUUAACCCAAAUAUAUAA
This is a messenger RNA of Oppia nitens, 622 nucleotides long. RefSeq names its product putative ferric-chelate reductase 1. The record is from RefSeq and is a predicted model, not a curated record. The transcript is spliced from 6 exons. NCBI's taxonomy places the organism in Eukaryota, Metazoa, Arthropoda, Arachnida, Sarcoptiformes, Oppiidae. Gene Ontology annotation, molecular function: oxidoreductase activity, acting on metal ions. The coding region runs from base 137 to 622 and encodes 161 amino acids.